This is a messenger RNA of Triplophysa dalaica, 6042 nucleotides long. RefSeq lists its product as uncharacterized. The transcript has 6 exons. NCBI's taxonomy places the organism in Eukaryota, Metazoa, Chordata, Actinopteri, Cypriniformes, Nemacheilidae. Bases 4301 to 5005 code for a protein of 234 amino acids. The record is from RefSeq and is a predicted model, not a curated record.
GGAACGAACAUGAAUGAAGAAAAUAUGGAUUAUCUUCUGCGAAGCCGUUUAAAGCCCCCGUGAAUACAGCGCUAUAAAGGGGUACCGGAGUGGCAGAGAGAGGAAGGUUGUCGAACGACUGGUGGAAAUGAAGAGAGGGGGCUGCUGUAUGAUCCUGAGCGGAUGUUUGACCCGGAGAUGUCUCAAGACACUGAGUUGCUUCCCGAUGGGGCGCUGAAUGCUGGCACGGUGGAAAAACCUGUCCAGAGUCUUGGAUUAGAGUUGAUGGGUGGCCCGGUGCUGUCUACGGAUCCUUCAUUGGCUCCUGACCAGGCGGAGGGACUAAUUCCACAUCCUGAUUUGGCGCUGUCUGACGAGGGAGCAGGGUCUUCAGAGGUUGUGGGAGGUUCCGGUGGGUUGCCUAAUCUGAUUGUGCAGGUGGAUUCCUCGGGUGCUUCUGUUCUGGGGACGACUCCUAGGCUGAAGACAGAUGUGUCGACUAUCGGUGGGACAUCUGAAACAGAUCAUGGAUUUGGGGGAGGAAGGAUGCCCCGGGCUAAGAAGUUACCCACUCGAUUGUUGGAUUAUGAACUUGCCCUUUGACUCGGGGACGAGUCUUCUCUGUUAAGGGGGGGUAGUGUGAUGUAAGGGAGUACGGUGGAGGUGUCUUUGAGUUAAUGAGGGGUGGGGACUAAGGUAAUUGAAGUGUACAGGUGAUGCGGAUUAAAAGGCUGAUAAAAAGACUGUUGGAGAGGCUGCUUGUCGUUCGGGAGCUCGAGUGUGGGUGACACGCUAAACGGCCGCUCGAGAUAAAUAGUGUCUCCGGCGGUGAAGAUAGGUAGCCAGAUAGAGGGGGAGUUAAUAGAGCUAGUCAGUGAGGGCCUUCUUUAGUGGUUAGGAGAGCUCCUGAAACCUGGAUUAUAGCUGACAACGUGCUAGUGCUACUGCAUACCUUGUGCUGGUGCCACUUAAACUGGGAUUAUAGCUGGCAACGUGCUAGUGCUGCCGCCUACCCUGUGGUGGUGCGUCUGAACCCUGGACUACUGUCUGACCCCGUGAGAGAUCGAACUCUGUGUCUGAACCCUGGACUACUGUCUGACCCCGUGAGAGAUCAAACUCGGUGUCUGAACCCUGGACUACUGCCUGACCCCGUGAGAGAUCGAACUCUGUGUCUCCGGUGAUCGCCGUUGGUUGGGAGAUUGAAGCAAGCCUUGACUAAAGGGGGGUAAUGUGCCGUACUGGAGUGUGUUUAUGUUUUUAAUGCAAUAAAGCUAUCAUACUUGUCCCUGUGGUGUUCGGUCUCUGCCUUAAAUUUGCCUGGGUGUUACAGUACACUCAACGUCUUCAGGGCUGUAAACGCGCGAGACUCUUCAAAUAACCCAGCGGUGAGCAGAAACAACCCAGCACAUUAACCCAGCGGGUUUAACCCAACACCUUGAAAACUAAAACUACCCAAAAAGUGUUUAACAUGUGGAAAAAUAACCCAGCAAAACAACCCAACGGACUCAACCCAGCGGUAUGGGUUAAAAAAUAACCCAGCCAUUUUUAGAUUGUAGCAAAUGUUUUUUAGGCCCUACUUUGGUUUAUGGAGUGUCCAACAACAAGUUUAUGUACAUACAAUGUGUUUAAACACUAUAAUCUCGUAAUAAUAGGCAGUUAUUCGUACCUUACUUCUUGACUGACUCUCAAAUGACGAGAGUCACGUUCCGCGAUAAAUCUGUCUAGGCCCCGCUUACCCACUAACCUUGUGUCAUGUGAUUUGUCAGAUGUAAUUGGUCAAAUGCGUUCAUCAUUUGUCGCAAUUGGAACCCCACUACCACCAUUACAGGAAUACGGUUUACAUGUGGUUGGAUGUCAUGUAUAUUAUAUGUGUAGCUAGAGAUGGCUGCGAUUUUACCCUACCAAUUUGAGCCCGAGUCUGAAGAUGAAGAAGACGCUAAUCCACAACAAACUCCACCACGACUGGAGCAGGAUGUCUGUCAGUGGCAAGUGACAACUCUUGUCAUAAAAACUUCCAGUGUGACAAGAUGCAUGUUGUGCUUUUUCUCAUCAAUGAAAUACAUUUUUUUUCUUAAAAUACUGUUAAUACGUUAGUAAUACUAUUAUUUCGUCGUAACUGUGCGUUCUCAUGGUACAUAGAGCAUUUCAGACAUAAGUUCUCGCGUCAGUCUCAGCAAAACGUAGGCGGGGACUAUGUAUAUCGACGUAGAUACGCGGUUGUACUAGUCCAUGUCUCGUUUGUGUGAUUCAGAGUCGACUCCCAUUUUUACAAGCAAAUAACUUUACUUACAACUUGGGAGAGCUUACUUUCAAACACGUCAACAUAACAGACUGCAUGAAAUUUCAUUUUCACGAUCUCAUGCUACUUACUCUUUAAAAAAAGUUGCCAGCCUACGCCAGCGUUUCUUAAAAUUUUCACCAAACUUUAAUGCCUUUGGACGUUUUUUCAGCUUCAAUGGCGGUGAAAGAGUUACAGACUAUUUUGGAGUUGGGUGAGGGUGCAUGCAGUCUUCCUACUUUUUUGUCCUGGGCUGAUCACAUGCCUGAUGAAACACAUUUAAUACUCAGUAGUACACACAUAUGGUUCUUUAAUGUAUUUGCAUUGUACUAAAAUGCGUUCAUUUUCAAUAUUGCAGAAGGCUAUGAUUCAACGUUGCAAACUCAGUCAUCACAUAUUCCGCUCCAUGAACAGGGAUCUAAUAUUUCUGUAUAAAUACGGAUUUCCAUAUUUUCUGACCUCACUCGGAUCCCCUGCCUGAAUUGCAUAAACUCAAUUCAUUUUCAUUCGUGACGGGAUUGGGGGGUUGAGGGUUUGUGCGCAGAGUCAUCAUGCAGUCAUCAUACGUCCAAAAGGAUCCUUUCUACGCUCUCUACAUCAUGCACACGCUUGAUAUAAAUCCAGAGCGAUAUCUUCAUUCAGAAAACUUACAUACAUUCAGAACCUAUCUUUAUGUAUGACAUUUUUUAUUAGCAGUCGAUUAUUGUCAAAUUUGAAAUUCGACAUUAGCGAAAUGUUAUCUGAGCUUAAAGUUAAUUGUGCAAGGUAUGGUUUUUGUCAUUAUCAGUCGUUUAUUGAUAAUAUUGUAGUGACCUAGUAAUUUACUAAUUAUGGCAAAUUUGCAAUGUUUGCUAUGGCUGUCACGGUUGUUCUCUGUUUUGUUUUGUAUUUUCCUCCCAUGGUUUAUUUCAUUAUUAGUUAAUUAGUUUUCACACGUGUCUUAUGAUUAGUUUAUCCCCAGCACCUGUUCAUCCCUCGUUAUAUGUUGUAUUUAAGUUCUCCCCUAGAGUCUAUUCCUUGUCAGUUAUUGUUUAAUGUUAAUGUGUGUUUGGUUCGUGGUUCCUGUCUUUCCUUUGGAUUGUAUAUUAAAUAUAUCUUAUUUUUCUUUUUGUUUGGACAUUCUCUUCUGCCCGCCACACGUGACAAUGGCUAAAUACAUGCCAUGGUUUGCUUGCCAGCAGUAGGCUAUGAUUCAAAUCAGUUAUCAUAUCUUCUGCUCCAUGAACAGGGAUGUGAUGUUUCUGUAAAAACACCUGAAACAGGUAGCCAAGUGCAUCUCAAAUUUUUUAACAUUAACAUUUUAAUUUAAAAUUAUAGUCAUUAUGGCCUUUAGAAAAAUGUGUUUUUGAGGAGGUGGGGUAGUACACAAAAGGCCCCUGUGGCGCGGCCUAAGCCUUUGUUCUUAAUGGCAUUUUUUCCUUACAUUACUUUUAUGCAUUAAGUAGUUUUGAAACUAGUACUUUUACCCUUUUACUUAAGUAAAAAGCUUAAGUUGAUACUUCAACUUCUACCAAAGUCUUUUUAAAACCUCGUAUCUAUACUUCUACUUGAGCAAUGAAUGUGAAUACUUUGAAACCUCUGUCCAUAGCUCAGUGUCUGCUGAAUUAAUCUCUGGCAAUGACUAAUCAUUUUAGUCAUUGCACAUAUUCUCCAUGGCCCAGCUUCAAACACUACACUACAUUUAACUUAAUCACAUCCUUCAAUUUUUUUGUUAAAUGUUGUCCUCGAGCAAAUUAGCCAUUGUUGAUAGUAAAUGCAUUGGACUGUGUAAAACAGAUUAUUUCUAACAAAUAUGAUAACUUUCUCACUCAAAAGGCACACAUUUUAUACACCAAAUUAAUUAAUUCAUUAAAGGCACUAAAAAUGAUCUUAAAAUACUUUUCAAAGUGAGUGUAUUCAUGGGUUAUUGAGAGUUUAAAAUUGUGCAUACAGUGCGGUCAGAGAGAACUUCAUUUACUUCCUCUGCUUGGUGUGGUUAAGACUUUUCCUCUUCUUAUAAAACGGCAGCAGUGGAGCUCAUUUGUGUUUUAUGAAAAUUACAACAUGAAAAUCUUGCAGCUUCAGAUUUAUCUCUUCAUAUGGUGUCAAGCUUCAGAGACUUUAGAUCAACUAACUGAUUUGGGACAAAAUGUGACUAUAAACUGUGAUCUGGAUGAAGGAGACAUUUAUUGGUUAUUACUGAAAGUACCAGAUCCUCCUGUGAUGAUAUUACGCACUUUAUCAACAACAUCUUUAUUCUUCAACACAACAUUCAGACAGAAAUAUUCAGUACAAAAUAAAACUCAUCUGUUUAUAAAUAACAUCACUGUUAAUGAAUUAGGAGUUUAUUACUGUAUGAAGACAGAUACACCUCCAAAAUUCAGCAGUGGCAUUAGACUUCAGAUAAAUGAGACAACAGAAAGUCCAAAUGAAGAGAUCAGAUAUAAACAUCAGAAUCAUACAGAAGUGAAACAUAUUCAACAGAAUCAGACACUAUGGCAGACUCUUACACUUAUAUUCGGUCUGCUAAGUGGGGCUUUGUUCAUUGUUAUAAUGGGGUUGUUAAAAGUUUUUGUGGUUGGAAAUAAAAGAUUUGGAGAAUGUUUACAACGUAACACCGACCUACAGCAGACCCAAGUGCAUGAAGACCCAGACCAACUACAGUAUGCAGAAGUGGACUUUUUAAAAGUGCGUAAAAAGUCUCGACCCAGAAAAGCCGACAGCACCUAUGCUGCUCUAAAUCUGCCAAAACUACGAACACAACAGUAGGAGUAACCAAACACAUAUCUCACAGCUUACAACUAUUUGUUUUUCAUUGUUUUAAGACAUUAUAACAAACUUUGAAAUUCAUGGAACAACCAGCACUAUGUAAAAUAGUCUGCAUCUAACAUGAGUUGUACCCUUAAAUCUGACUUAAUGAAUGCAAAACAAAUUCCCAGUUGUCGAGUAUUCUUAAGUAUCUUAAAAUCUUCAUUUCAAUUAACAGAUCAUACAUGUAUAUGUUAAGAACCACUUUGAAAGGCCUGCUUAUUUCACUUCCUCCUGGAAAAUCUUGUGCAAUAAACAUAUAAUUAGAUGUGACUGCUUGAAACCAGUUCUAACUGUAAAUAUAGUGUAUUCUUUUUUCUUGUUACAAUUUUCUUUUGUUUUACUGCCUAGCAUGACCAGUGCAUUUGUGAUAAAAAUGGUUCAUCUUCUUAUUUAUCAGAAGAAAAUGUAUGUGGUGUUAUGAUGGACAUUGAAAACUGUGAGAAUUUUUUUUAAUGUGAGUUUAACUUCCUCUCUUUGAUCUGACUGUAAUGUUCUCAUGAAACAAGCUUUGAAGAAAACGCAAUCAGUAAAACACAGGACUUUUCUUCAACUUACAUAAUAAUGCAUUAUAAUGUGUAUUUGGGAGUUACAAAGUGAGGCAACUGCUUAUAUUUUUCUGUAUUCCAGCUAUUUUCAUAACUCUUAGAGCUAAAUUUACUUUUUGUGAAUACAAAACUUUGGACCAGGGUUCCCUAAAUCUUAAACUGCAGAGUUUAGCUCCAGCCCUGAUCAAACACACUUGAGCAAGCUAAUCAAGGUGUUCAGGAUCACUAGAAAAUCACAGGUAGGGAAGUUUGAUCAGGGUUGGAGGUAAACUCUGCAGUGCUCUGGACCUCCAGGGUAAGAUUUGAGGAACCCUGAUAUAGACAAACAAGCUUGUAAAAUGUAAUGCUAUUUUUACAUGUAACAUGGUGAAAUCCAAUUCUAUUUAUAACUGUACAUGUUAAUUGAGUGGUUUAUGUGAAUAAACUGGUAAAAAUAAACAAUUCAAAUCA